AUGUUUGCUGUCAAGAAUUCAUUUUCCUGUGCGCUGCAAACUUUUCCAAGCAUCCGUGUGAGGACAUUUAGCAUCGGGCGCAUGGUCUCAGGGGCUGUGAAUCUCAAGGGUAGAAGUUUGCUGACUCUGAAAGACUACAGCUCCGAAGAGAUCAAACACUUUCUACGAAUAUCACGCGAUCUGAAACAAAGAAUUAAACAGGAGGGACAGUACCUUCCUCUUCUGCAAGGCAAGUCGAUUGCCAUGAUAUUUGAGAAGAGGAGCACCAGGACGCGCAUGUCCACAGAAACAGGCUUUGCGCUGCUUGGAGGACACCCUUGCUUCCUCACCUCUCAGGACAUCCACCUGGGGGUGAAUGAGAGCACGACUGACACAGCCAGGGUUUUGUCUGGGCUGACAGAUAUCAUCUUGGCCCGAGUGAACAGCCACACUACUCUGCAGCAGCUAGACAAGGAGGCCUCUAUUCCUGUCAUCAAUGGCCUCUCUGACCUCUAUCACCCCAUUCAGAUCCUGGCUGACUUCCUCACUCUGCAGGAACAUUAUGGGUCAUUGAGUGGACUGACAGUGUCAUGGAUUGGGGAUGGCAAUAAUGUGCUUCAUUCCUUCAUGGUGUCUGCAGCUAAGCUGGGUGUCCAUCUAAGGAUCGCCACUCCUAAGGGGUAUGAGCCAGAUGCCAGUGUUAUUCGUGAGGCUGAAAAACUUUCAAAGCAGUAUGGGACUCAGCUGCUCUUGACCAACAACCCCUUGGAGGCAGCCAACAGCAGUAAUGUUCUUGUCACUGAUACCUGGGUCAGCAUGGGCCAGGAGGAGGAGAAGAUCCAGAGGCUAAAGGAUUUCCAUGGUUACCAGAUCACCAUGCAGACAGGAAGUGUGGCCGCCCCAGACUGGACCUUCCUGCACUGUCUCCCUCGUAAGCAGGAGGAAGUGGAUGACCAUGUCUUCUACUCCCCGCGUUCACUUGUGUUUCCGGAGGCAGAAAACAGAAAGUGGACCAUCAUGGGUCUGAUGGUCUCUCUGCUAACUGACUACACUCCAAGCAUACCAAAGCUGAAGUGA
Megalops cyprinoides (Indo-Pacific tarpon) is the source of this 1056-nucleotide messenger RNA. RefSeq names its product ornithine carbamoyltransferase (gene otc). Gene Ontology annotation, cellular component: mitochondrion. Bases 1 to 1056 code for a protein of 351 amino acids. The record is from RefSeq and is a predicted model, not a curated record. Gene Ontology annotation, biological process: L-citrulline biosynthetic process. Lineage: Eukaryota; Metazoa; Chordata; Actinopteri; Elopiformes; Megalopidae. The transcript has 10 exons. Gene Ontology annotation, molecular function: amino acid binding; ornithine carbamoyltransferase activity.